Molecule: messenger RNA, 2817 nt
Organism: Carassius gibelio (silver crucian carp)
Lineage: Eukaryota; Metazoa; Chordata; Actinopteri; Cypriniformes; Cyprinidae
Gene: ggnbp2
Product: gametogenetin binding protein 2
Exons: 14
Coding region: 150-2246 (698 amino acids)
Cellular component (GO): nucleus; cytoplasm
Source: RefSeq, a predicted model, not a curated record
CAUGCACUCGGAGCCCGGAACUACUUUCUGCGGUAUCCGGGGGCCAGAGGUCAUAGAACAUUCGCCUGCCACAUACGCCUCUGUCGCACUUGUUUGUUUUUGUCCAAAAAAAGAGAGAAAAAACCUUGUAAAACAGAUCUGGGCAAGACAUGGCGCGUCUGGUGGCUGUCUGCAGAGAUGGAGAAGAGGACUAUCUGUUUCUCGCACGCCAGAUUCCCUUGUACAUCGAUGACUCGCUCACGAUGGUGAUGGAGUUUCCUGACAGUAUUCUGGACUUUGACAGCUGUCGGAUCAACGGUCCACAAAUGAAGCAGUUUAUUGAGCAUCACCGCAUGCUGAAGCAGCAGGACCUGAACAUGGUGUUGAUGGUGAUGUCUCGUGAGGUGUUCAGUGCUCUGUCUCAGUCGGUGCCGUGUGUGGGAUGCCGGCGCAGCGUGGAGCAUCUGUUCUCUCAGCUCACAGACUCUGGGUAUUUUGCACUAGAUCCGCUCACUGUGGGAUCCUCUGGAGUGCUGUCAGUCACACGCGCGUGUCUCACAGACCCCAGGAAGCUCUACACACUCUUCUAUGUUCACGGGUCAAAGUUAAACAACGUAAUUGAUUCCAUUCCCAAGAGUAAAAAGAACAAACGCUGUCAGCUGCACUCUUUAGACACGCACAAACCCAAGCCUUUAGGAGAUGUAAGUGACCGUAUCGGUGGGUUGUGGAUCCGCAGGGGCAGCUGGAUGGACGUGUGGGAGCUGAUGUCACAGGAGUGUCGUGAUGAAGUGGUUUUGAUUGACAGCACCUCCCUGCUGGAGACUCUGGAGACGUACCUGCGCAAACACCGGUUCUGUACGGACUGUAAGAACAAGGUUUUGAGAGCGUAUAACAUUCUGGUAGGAGAUCUGGACUGCAGUAAGGAGAAGGGUUACUGUGCGUCUCUGUAUGAGGGGUUACGUUGCUGUCCCCAUGAGCGCCACAUCCACGUCUGCUGCGAGACUGAUUUCAUCGCACACUUACUGGGCCGAGCAGAACCAGAGUUCGCUGGAGGUUAUGAGCGUCGAGAGAGACACGCGAAGACCAUAGAUAUCGCUCAGGAGGAGGUGCUGACGUGUCUAGGAAUACAUCUGUACGAGCGGCUGCACAGAAUCUGGCAGAAGCUGCGAGCAGAAGAGCAGACGUGGCAGAUGCUCUUCUAUCUGGGCAUUGAUGCACUCCGCAAAAGCUUCGAGAUGGCGGUGGAGAGGGUUCAGGGCUUCAGCCGGCUGGAGCAGCUCUGUGAGGAGCUGUCAGAAGAGGAGCGAGCCAAAGAACUCAAACAGGAGAAGAAGAGGCAAAAGCGCAAGAACAGACGCAAAAACAAGUGUGGCUUCGAACAAGAGGCGGAGGGGGGGGAAGACAAAAGUCUUGAUGAGGGUUCGUCUGAGUCUGUGGACGGCGGCUGUAAGUCGUGUGGCAGUAUAGAGGAGUCUGUUAGCAGCGCAGAGGUCCUCAUCACCAGCGAGAAUUCAUCUUGCACCUGCCCGGCCGCCUCCAUCCUGCAUUCCCCCAAAACCCAGAAAGCACUCUUGCCUCACAGUAACGGCAGUGACUGUGGCUACUGUUCCAGUAUGGAGGGCAGCGAGACAGGAUCCAGAGAGGGCUCAGACGUGGCCUGCACCGAGGGCAUGUGCAACCAUGAUGAAACGGGUGAGUACUCGUGUAGUCACCGCUGCUCAGAGGAGAAGGAAGAGGACGCUGUGGACAGCUGUGUGGAGUGCUGGGCAAACUCUGAAGACAACACAAAGGGCAAAAGUAAAAAGAAGAAAAGAAAAAACAAGGCGUCACUUUGCAGGAGCGACAAUGGAUCUCAAGCAGAGGAGAGCUGCGUGUCUGAUGGCAGUAGGAGAGGAUCUGGAUCUCCUGCCCUUCACGAGUCUCUCUCCCCUUCACCACACGCCUGCAGAAGCAAAGAGACUCCAUGCUGUGAAUCCUGUGAGAGCUUCAGUCAUCAUGUGAGCAGCAGCAGAUACCUCCACGGUCAGCCUGUCUUACCAGACACCUGCACACAGGAGAACAGCUGCGCCAAGAGCCUCAUGGAGUUACUGAAUGAAUCUGAAGUGACCUCAGAUGAAGAGACCUGUCUGACGCAGGACGAGAUCCAGUCGUUCGUAGAGAACAACAAAUCGUUCUACCGCACACGAGACCAGUACAGACAGCACCUUAAAGACCGCUUCACCAAAUACUGCCGCGGCGAGUGGCUGCCGGCCACCAGCGUCAACUAGACUCACACACACUAACUCACACUUAUUUUUAUAGAGCGUCAAAACACUCAUGAUCACUGCUGCAUUGAGUUUAGGAAUAUGAAAUGGGUAAGAGAAUCAAUUUCAGCGCUGUAUUUGAUGAUGUUCAUGUUUGUUGGGUAACGUUACUCGUCUUUCGCAUCUAUAUACAUGUCUUCCCCUUCAGGCCCCUCCUAUUUCACGCUUAGUCCUUUUCAACCAAUCACAGCUGGCUUUGGUUUCUUUCAUCUCUUGACACGCUGAUUAGGGAGCAGGUCGUUAGAACACAGUUGUUAAAUUGAUCAUGGAGCUUGCAGGCCUUUACUGUAGGGUUAGGUGUUGGUAGUCUUAAUGUAUUGUUUGUUUGUUUGUUAAACAUUUCUUUUUUUUUCAAAAUUUUCACUGACUGUGACAGUUUUAGUGGCAAGAAUUGUACCGAUAAAUGUGUACAGAAAUAAUUAUCUGAGUAAAAAGAUUUUACACGAAGAUGGAAACAUCCAUUUAUGAAGAUGACUGGAUGUGAUUAUGAAAGCAUUGUGCAAAAUUUACAAAAUAAAGAAUAUUUAUUAAUAUG